This is a messenger RNA of Rhizophagus irregularis DAOM 181602=DAOM 197198, 1364 nucleotides long. Lineage: Eukaryota; Fungi; Glomeromycota; Glomeromycetes; Glomerales; Glomeraceae. The record is from RefSeq and is a predicted model, not a curated record.
AUGAUCGUAAACAUAGUACAACUGGUACUAUUUCAAGUGAUGCAAACAUGCAAGAUGUUAUUUCCUCAGUACCCAGACAUCAAUUUAUGACACAAAAUUCAGAGCUGCAUCUUUCCGCUAGGUCAAAUAACCAACAAACUUUAUCACAGCAACAUUAUGCGCAAUAUAUGAGUCAAAUGAAUCAAGCGAAUCUAGCCCGAGAAAUGGCGCAGAAGCGUCAAAUUGAACAGCAACAGCGACAACAACAGCAGCAUUAUGCACAUAUAUUGUCGAAUCCUCAAAAUCAACAGACAUCUCAUUUUCGACCAUCAAGUUAUAUAUACAUGCAUCAGCAACAAUCUAACCAGCAAGUGCACCAACAGGCACAGCAUCAGCAAGUUCAACAACAAUUUACACAUCAACAUCAAAUUCAGCAUAGAAUAGCGAAUUCUAUUCAGGUUCCUUCUCACAACAUUACAUCUAAUUCAACACAAACAUUUAUUAAUAACAAUUAUUCCGUACCUCGUAUAUAUUCUUCACAUUCUUCACAUUCUUCACAAUACGUAUUGGGAUUACCAAGUAAUAACAAUACAUUAGUUGGCCAACAAUUGAUCAACACAGGUCACCAUACCACAAGUUCAUCGCAACAUAAUAACAACGUUUCACAACAAAGUUCUUUCUCAACUCACCAGUCUUCUGAUUAUAAUACAAAUGAAAUGAUGGUUGGGCAACUUCAUAGACCUUUUAAUGGGACUAGCCGUUCCGGUCAUUUAUUUACUCGGACACCUCAGUCUCAGGUCAGACCACACGUUCAUUAUCAACAAGCGUUGCAUAGAGUUCCUGGUAUGAAUUCCAAUAUUAUCGGACGCCCAACAUCAUCAAUAAGUAGUACACCAGCCAUGGGUGAAUUAAGUUAUAAUCAUCCUAUUUUACAAUCCAGGCCUUCCAUAGUAAUGCCCAGUACAGCGCAAGGAGUGCAAAAUGUAGUGGGUCAUGGGCAUGCACAUAACUUUACUAAUUCUCCAAGGCCUUUUUCUGGAGAUCAACAACAACCAUCAUCAUCAGAACGAAGUGACAGCCGACUUUCAUCACCAAUAUUAUGCCCUAAAAUAGAACCUCCGUCCUAGAUGAUGAAUUUUGCACUAAUUCAGUUAAAAUAAAGAAUCUUUCUUGUUUUAAUUGAUAAUAGGUUUUGUUUUUAUUUUAUUUUGUCAUGUUAAUAAGUAAAUUAUCAAUCUAAUUUUCAUCUGUACAUUUUUCAAAGAUGUUAAAUAGUUAAUUUUAUAGAUACGCAAUAAUUUUUACCACCUAUUUUUAUAAAUAAUAAUAAAAAAUGUAAUUUUAUAUGUAUAUUUUUUAUUAAUUUAAAAGAAAAAUAAAAAUUC